AUGAAGGGCGGUUUACUCCUCGCUCUUUUUAGCGGCGUGCUAGCCGCCCCAGCAGCCCUGAAAUACCAGACCGCACAAGUAUCAACCAAACACGAUCUCUCACACAUCUCUCGACAGACACUACACAACAUUCGAAAACAGUGUUCGAAUUGUACCAUCACACCUACCCAUGUCGACCGCCGCGGCUUAGAUCUGCAAUUUUGUCACGAGAUCGACGCCUGCUGCAGUGUAAAAGCUCCAAUAAGAUGUUACGAUGAAGACAAGUUCAAAAUCGGCGACGAAUUCACAUCGAAUCGUGACGCCGAGAAGUCGAUGAAAAUUCAGAAGCGCACGCAAUGCGACCCUUGUUGCACCGGUAAAGAGGAUGCAAUUGAGAGAUGGUUCGCAAAAUGGUUAAAAUGCAAGCACAUUCCGGUACAGUGCGACUCGUGCGAUGGCCCUCCGGAAUGGGAGUGGAUUGUUCCUGGAGGAGUAAAUGAUCAAGAACGGCAGAAGGGGUCCUGGAAACGUCCUGGAUACUAG
This is a messenger RNA of Colletotrichum godetiae, 522 nucleotides long. RefSeq lists its product as uncharacterized. The transcript has a single exon. The record is from RefSeq and is a predicted model, not a curated record. Lineage: Eukaryota; Fungi; Ascomycota; Sordariomycetes; Glomerellales; Glomerellaceae. Bases 1 to 522 code for a protein of 173 amino acids.